This is a messenger RNA of Vidua chalybeata, 1677 nucleotides long. RefSeq names its product BCL2 associated X, apoptosis regulator (gene BAX). The transcript has 4 exons. The coding region runs from base 285 to 641 and encodes 118 amino acids. The record is from RefSeq and is a predicted model, not a curated record. Gene Ontology annotation, molecular function: protein heterodimerization activity; channel activity; protein homodimerization activity. Gene Ontology annotation, cellular component: mitochondrial outer membrane. Lineage: Eukaryota; Metazoa; Chordata; Aves; Passeriformes; Viduidae. Gene Ontology annotation, biological process: positive regulation of apoptotic process; release of cytochrome c from mitochondria; mitochondrial fusion.
AGCUGGGACACAGGGGGAUCUGGGCUCCGGGUGUGACGCCAGAGGAAAGGACUCAGGGUCCAGGUGGGACACGGGGAUGGGGUCACACAGACCCGGGGCAGGACACGGCGGGUAUCCAGAGUGCCGGGGGUCCCAGGUUCGUGCAGGACCGCGUGGAGCGCUGCGGGGACCCCCAGGCCGUGGCCCUGAGCGUGGCCGAGCUGGGUGAGCCCCAGCCCAGCAGCCCUGAUACCAAACGCCUCAGCGAGUGCCUGCGGCGCAUCGGCGACGAGCUCGACAGCAACAUGGAGCUGCAGAGGAUGAUCGAGCAGGUGGGGUGUGACGCCCCCAAAAAGCUGUUUUUCCGCGUGGCCAAGGAGAUGUUUGCCGAUGGCACCUUCAACUGGGGCCGCGUGGUUGCCCUGUUCUACUUUGCCUGCAAACUGGUGCUGAAGGCUCUCUGCACCAAGGUCCCAGAGCUGGUCCAGACCAUCCUGCGUUGGACCAUGGAGUAUCUCCAGGAGCACGUACUGGCCUGGAUCCAGGCCCAGGGCGGAUGGGAAGGGCUCUUGUCCCACUUUGGGACCCCCACCUGGCAGACCAUCACCAUCUUUGCCGCUGGCGUCCUCACGGCCUCACUGACCAUCUGGAAGAUGUCGUAGACUCUCGGGGGGGGCCACAUUUUGUCCCCCUGGGACCCCUCCCCGGACUGACCCUGCCGGCAGGGAUGGUGCUGACCCCCAGCACCUUCCAGGGCUGGGGGGGUUUUUAACCAACAGGACUUGCUUACCCGGAUUUUGGGGUGGUGGUUGAGCUGGGGGGGACCCUCCCCUUCCUUCCCCAGCCCCCCCCCAGCCCUUCCCACAAGUGUCCGGAGGCCACAGCUGGGAUUUGGGGGGGAGUUGGGGGUGAAUGGGGUGGGGACACCCCCCCUUCCCCUGCUGUGCCCCCCAGUCCCGGUGCUGGGCCUCCCUGGCCUCAAUUUGACCCCAGGACUUGUGGUGCUUUGAGGGGGGGGGUGGGUCUUGCGGUUCCACCCCCCAAUAUGGGGGUGGGUGGGGUGUCUCUGUGACCCCUCCAGAAUGAGUUGGGGGGGUGGGGGGGAGGGUUACAGCCAUGGCUGUAGGGUGAGUAUUUAUUGGGGGUCCACACCCCCCAAAAAGGGCCCCCCCAGGUGCAAUACCCCCCCUCCCGGGGCGGAGGCUCUCAGGGUGGGAGGGGCCACACCCCCCGUUUACCAUCUGGAAGAUGUCGUAGACUCUUGGGGGGGGCCCCCUGGGACCCCUCCCCGGACUGGCCCUGCCGGCAGGGAUGGUGCUGACCCCCAGCACCUUCCAGGGCUGGGGGGAUUUUUAACGAACAGGACUUGCUUACCCGGAUUUUGGGGUGGUGGUUGAGCUGGGGGGGACCCUCCCCUUCCUCCCCCAGGCCUCAACCCCUGCUCUUUUGGAGGUCCCCCGUGUCCCCGAGGCGGGGGGACAGGAGGGGGGGCAAAGCGACCCCUUCUCCCAACCCCCGCGGUGCUCUCGGGGGUGACGUCACGGGGAACCACUCCUCCCAAAAAAAAGGGUGGGCCCUGCCUUCUACCCCCCCCUCCCCCUCCCCGAUUGCUUCUCUCCACAGUUGUUUUUUCUUCUCUUUUUUUUGUACCUUGGUUUUUGUAUCGGGAAUUUCGAUGGAAGUAAAAGGCAAACGCGA